Pseudo-nitzschia multistriata is the source of this 1199-nucleotide messenger RNA. NCBI's taxonomy places the organism in Eukaryota, Bacillariophyta, Bacillariophyceae, Bacillariales, Bacillariaceae. The record is from the annotation of a GenBank genome assembly.
UAAAAAAAGUACGAUUGAAUCCGAAAGGCGACGGUACCGUGUGUCUUGCCGUAAGAGAAUAGGAAGGGUCACAACAAGAAAAGCGAACUGAACCACCAAAGAGAACUUUUAAUACAAAAGAUAAUAAAAAGAAUAGCGAUGUUUGCACGACUUCUUCUGAUUGUCGGGAUUCCGAUCCUAUCGAUCACUAUUGGAGUAACCCAGAGAGAAAGCAUCAACGUGUUUCUCAUGGGCUUCUUCCGUGACCUGGGCCGGAUCAAGGCGAACCAGCGACGGCACAAGCAAACUUCGAACGCAAUGGUUGACCCGGACCAGGCCAAGUACACAUCGUGGGAUAUACUGCUCGGUCGCGACGAUCCGCUCGAGGGCAUCGAUUUUUCUGGGAACGCGGGAAGCCACGACUCACCGGCCGACAGCGACAGCGACAACGGCUCUGCGUCCGAUACGACGUUCACGCUGAAAGAGCUCGAGGAGUUCGGAAACGGCCGAAACGGGAACCCGAUCUAUUUGUCCGUCUUUGGAAGGGUAUAUGACGUGUCGAAAGGCACAAAAUUCUACGGCCCGGAUGCGAACUACAACAUGUUUGCCGGCAAAGACGUAACGCGUGCAUUGUGCUUGGGUCGCAAAGAAGCGGAAUUUCUCGUCCGGUCCACGGAAGGUUUGGACGAGAAGCAGAUCGAGGAGGGAAAACGAUGGCUGUCUUUUUUUGAACUUCACGAUACAUAUCGGUUCGUUGGGUCGCUGGAAACAUUAGAUUCCGAAGCCUGGUUGGAUGCCUUGUUGGACGAGGACGAGGACGAAGACGACGAUGAUGACGACGAUUACGACGACGAGAGGGAUGGCGAGGAGGAUGACGAUAGCAUCGAGGGGGACCGCAAGGGAGAAGAUGACGACGACGACGACGACGACGACGGUUUUCAACAGAGAAUAAAGGCGUGAAAUAAAUGUUACGAGAUUCAUAGCAAGUGAAAUUGUUUUUACAUGACUGUGCUUUCCGUGGAACAAAACGGGGUUUUCAAUCUAUAUGGAAUACGUAGUAUGAAAAAGAUUUUUUGUGAUAUGAAUGACCUACGGCUUUAGGUGACUUUUCAGUAACAAUUUGUGAAUUAGUCGUAAUAUUAUUAUUCAGAGUGCUUGCGCGAACGAUGAUUGAGUACGAAUGAUGCUUUGCAUCGAUCAAACAAAGAGUGUAUAUAGCA